Molecule: messenger RNA, 819 nt
Organism: Arabis nemorensis
Lineage: Eukaryota; Viridiplantae; Streptophyta; Magnoliopsida; Brassicales; Brassicaceae
Source: the annotation of a GenBank genome assembly
AUGAACAGAUUCUUCUGGAUGCUGAAACAUAACACCUUAAUGGUUGUAUACAUUGUGGCUGCAUUUGCAAUCUUAGUGAUUGUAACUGCACUAUUCUGGAUCUACAAAACAUUCUGCAAAACUCGAGUUUGUGACAGCAACAACAAAAGACUUGGGAUGUCACAAGACCUUUUUAAAUUCUCCAUAGAGGAAUUAAAGCAAGCCACCAACAAUUUUGGCGAGAGUAACCUUAUUGGGUCCGGAAGUUUUGGACCAGUUUAUAAUGGUCUGAUUAGAGAUACGAUCGUGGCGAUCAAAAAGCUCUCAGGUUCUCUUCAUCCUAGAUUCUUGGCUGAGGUUACUUAUCUGUCUACAAUUCGACAUCGUAAUGUGGUUAAUCUUUUCGGUUACUGCUGCGAAAACGGACAGCAAAUGAUCGUCUACGAGAAUUUGGUUAACGGUAGCCUGCAAGAUCAUCUACAUGAUGUACAUAGCUUUGGUUUGUUCCUUCUAGAGCUACUUACCGGUGAGGAUACUAAAGAAGCUAAAGCUUUAACAUCAAACGACGAAUUGAUUCAAUGGAUAAACGUAGAGAUCAAACCGCGAUUUUGUUCAAACACAUUUGUGGAUAAGAGAAUCAAUGGAACUUUCACGAGAGAAGCGUUGAACAGUGUAAUGAUCAUAAUGGUGAAAUGCUUGAAAUUUCCGGCGAUUACACGGCCAAAGAUGGAGGAGAUCGUGACGGAGCUAGAGAAAGUUUACCAGAAAGAUUUAACCGGUGAAGAAGAUUGUUCCACUAAAUUUACUUUAGGAAGCGAGCUUUUCUCCAUGAUCGCUUGA